Molecule: messenger RNA, 1047 nt
Organism: Haliotis rubra (blacklip abalone)
Lineage: Eukaryota; Metazoa; Mollusca; Gastropoda; Lepetellida; Haliotidae
Product: cytochrome c oxidase subunit 4 isoform 1, mitochondrial-like
Exons: 5
Coding region: 117-689 (190 amino acids)
Biological process (GO): mitochondrial electron transport, cytochrome c to oxygen
Source: RefSeq, a predicted model, not a curated record
UGUUCCUAACUUGCGCUCAUUGACGUUGCGCAGUGUAAGCUGGAAGACAGGUUACCGAGGAAAUCUCGUUGAUUCUCGUGAGACUUCCACAGCCACCGGCAGGAGCAGUGCGAAAGAUGAGUGCUCAGCUUUUGAGAACAGUGGUACGAAGUGCCAGAGUGCCCCACCAGAGAUCGAUCUCCUCAACAGCAGUUAGAAGACAGGAUGUUGCAUUAGAUCAAGCUCUGAAAGAUAAAAUUCAUCCAAAAGUUGGAAACCGGGAUAUAGUUGGUUGGGGCUUCAAUGGAUGUGCAAGUUAUGUUGACAGGCCAGAGUUUCCUUGCCCAGCGAUUCGAUUCAAAGAGAACUCAGCUGAUGUUAUGACUCUUCGUGAAAAAGAAAAGGGAGACUGGAGUAAACUUACCCUGGAGGAAAAAAAGGCCUUGUACAGGUCAAGUUUCUGCCAGACCUAUGCUGAAAUGAAAGCCCCAACUGGAGAGUGGAAGUCUGUGCUGUCUGCAGUUCUCCUUGCACUGUCUGCGACUGCAUGGAUAGUCAUGUGGAUGAAAAAAUAUGUUUACCCUCCAAUGCCCUCAACUAUAACCAGGGAGUGGCAAGAAGCACAAGUUGAAAGAAUGCUUGCCCAGGGCCAGGGACGGAUUGAAGGCAUCUCGUCAAGCUAUGAUUAUGAGAAAGGAGAGUUUAAAUAACUCAUAACUAAUAAUGGCUUGAUUGUAUAAAAUAUUCCAUAUUGUUUGUUAUCUGCCAUUCAGUAAUUUUGCUUCAGUGAAUAAUGUCAGGAUUAUUGUACACAGUGAUCAAAACAUUUGUUGAAUGUAUUACAUAACACACAUAGCAAUAAAAGUUGUGGCUUUGAGACUUUCAUUUUCAAUUUGUAGCUCACCUGACUGAAAGUAAAGUGAGCUCUUCACCAGUAAACUUGUUUUGCAGUCAUUGAAGAAACAUUGACAUUUUCUUUACAAAUUGUGAUGAAUAUUGUCUAUGUAUAGUUUGUAUCAAAUCUGUGAAAGUGCACUCUGGGCAUGGUAAACAUAUACUCCUCAGAAA